Messenger RNA from Microplitis mediator, 1548 nucleotides. Its product is annotated as A disintegrin and metalloproteinase with thrombospondin motifs like. NCBI's taxonomy places the organism in Eukaryota, Metazoa, Arthropoda, Insecta, Hymenoptera, Braconidae. Gene Ontology annotation, biological process: proteolysis. The record is from RefSeq and is a predicted model, not a curated record. The transcript is spliced from 10 exons. Gene Ontology annotation, molecular function: metalloendopeptidase activity. The coding region runs from base 1 to 1548 and encodes 515 amino acids.
AUGAUUGGAGAAUUAAUUUUGCUGGGUAUUAUUUCGAGUGUAUCCUCGCAAAUGCUUCAUCAUAUGAUGACACCAGAGGAACUGAACAAUAUAUUCUCAGUAAAAAAUAGUGCUGAAGUGCCAACUUAUGAUGUCGUACCUGUUUCUAUAACAAAACCGCGAAACCGUCGCUACAAUGAUCUAUACCUCACUACAACACGUUUUGGGGAAAAUCUUAAAUUAUGGUUAACUCCCUUAGAUGGAAUUUUAGUCGGCGAAAAUGUGCCGAUUCUGAGUCUUUAUCACAAUCCAGCGUAUUCAUGGGAACCAAAAAUGAUAAAUCACACUGGAGACGUGAAGUUAUUCCUCCCCUUAAUGUACGAAAAUACUUUACAUGCUACUACAGUAGCUGUUAAUAAUCAUCCUAAUGGAAGACAUACUUUGACGGGUUACAUUGGCAAUUCAUACAUUCAACCGGUGCCGCCUCGACUAAUGGAACACGCAAGAAGAAGGAGAUCACUCAACAACACACUCGAGCACGAAUUCGAUAAUCAAAUUUAUCACAUUAUUCGUAAAAUUCCAGAAACUGAUGUGAAGUUUCAGUCUCAAGCAAUAGAAAUACCGGCUAUGCGAAACACAACAUCUAGGUCGAAAAGAUUGUUUCCUCAAAUAGUUUAUCCCGAAGUUCUUGUGAUCGUUGAUUUUAACUACUCCGCGUUUAUCGGAAAUCAUUCAAUAGAUAAGCUAAUAUAUCUUAUGGCAUUUUGGAAUGGCGUCGACAUGAGAUUUAGAAGCUUAGAAAAUCCAAGAGUUAGAUUGAAUAUUGCUGGUUUCAUUUUUGCUGAAGACACCAAAGUUCUUCCAUAUAUGCAAAUUAAAAACGGACUUUUAACGAAUUCUGGACAUCAGCUUAGAUACAAAGGAAAUUGGUGGUAUGGCCUGCAAGGGUAUUUUCCGAUCAACUACGAUCUAGCAGUUACUAUGACUCCAUUUAGAUUAUGUGACGGAUUCCCAAGAAAAUGUAAUAUUCUCGGUCAAGCUUAUGUUCAAGGCGCCUGUUUGGUAGAUCACAACAAAAGAACUAUAGAUAAAGUAGCUUUCGUACGAGAUAGAGGUGCUUAUGACGGUAUUCAAACUGCUGCCCAUGAAUUAGGACAUUUAUUUGGCAUGAAACAUGACGGUCAGGAAAACAAAAAUUGCCCAGACGAAAAUGGUUACAUAAUGACUACAUACGAUAAAUUUACGCCCCAAGCGUUUGAUUGGUCAAAUUGUUCUUUGAUAGAUAUGCACAACUAUCUAAGGAGCGAACGUGGCUGGUGUUUGUACAAUUAUCCAAAACAGGGUGAGCCGGUGCGCAGAUAUUUGCCAGGAAGACGAAUGAAUGCUGAUGAACAAUGCAAAAUGUUAGUAAAUGGAACUGCAACUGUAAUAGAUGACCACAUUUGUGCUCAACUUAAAUGUUCGGAAAGUGACGGUUGGGCGUUGCCUGAAGCCGCUGAAGGUACUCCGUGUGGCUCGGGAAAAUUAUGUCUUCAUGGAAAAUGUGUUCUUGAAACCAAAAUAGUUUAA